AUGACUAACAGGAUCACUGCUUUGCAGGUCAUCCACUGGUGUCUUUGCUUCAGCACGAUGCUUCUGUCUUUUCAAUUUCGUGUCUGGAGAUUGGUCGUUAUUUUCGCAUAUUUGGUGAUCCUGUGA
Spirodela intermedia is the source of this 126-nucleotide messenger RNA. Lineage: Eukaryota; Viridiplantae; Streptophyta; Magnoliopsida; Alismatales; Araceae. The record is from the annotation of a GenBank genome assembly.